AUGAAGUCCAUCCUCCCAGCCCUCCUCGGGCUCCUCCCGGCCGUCUCUGCCCACUACAUCUUCCAGCAACUCACCGUCGGCGGCACAAAGUACCCCGCGUGGGAGUACGUCCGGCGCAACUCCAACCCGUCCUGGCUGCAGAACGGCCCCGUGACGGACCUCAGCUCGACGGACCUGCGCUGCAACGUCGGCGGACAGGUCAGCAACGGGACUGAGACGGUGGAGAUUGCCGCGGGCGGGGAGUUUACCUUCACCUUGGAUACGGCGGUGUACCAUGCGGGCCCUGUCUCGUUGUAUAUGUCGAAAGCAACGGGUGAUGGGGUCGUGGCGGAUUAUGAUGGUAGUGGAGACUGGUUUAAGAUUUGGGAUUGGGGUCCGGAGGGGUCGAACUGGCCGCUGAGAGAUUCCUACACGUCCAACAUCCCCAAAUGCAUUUCCGACGGCGAGUACCUUCUGCGUAUUCAGCAGAUUGGUUUGCACAACCCGGGCGCUGCUCCUCAGUUUUACAUUAGCUGCGCCCAAGUCAAGGUUACCGGCGGCGGGAGCGCCACGCCGUCCCCGACUGCCCCGAUCCCAGGUGCCAUCAAGGCUGACGACCCAGGCCUGACGGUCAAUAUCUACAAUGGCGCUAUUACCAAUUAUGUUGUUCCCGGACCAGCAGUAUUCUCUUGCUAG
Messenger RNA from Dichotomopilus funicola, 675 nucleotides. Its product is annotated as glycoside hydrolase. NCBI's taxonomy places the organism in Eukaryota, Fungi, Ascomycota, Sordariomycetes, Sordariales, Chaetomiaceae. The record is from RefSeq and is a predicted model, not a curated record. The transcript has 5 exons. Bases 1 to 675 code for a protein of 224 amino acids.